CAAGGUCAAGGAAGGCUGAGCGAUGGGCUCGGAGGCGUGGGAGCUGGAGCGCCGGUACUCGGUGCCGGGCGCCCUGGACACGAGAGGCCUCGAGGCGCCGGCCAGCGAGGAUUUGCACGCCUGGUCCAUCUACAGGCAAAACCUCAACUCCGACUUCACGGACUCGGCGCUAGGCUCGGCCGAGAAGUCACCUCUGCCCUACGGCAAUUUCCAGCUGCGCGACUCGACCGUUCAGAGCAUCCUACGUCAUCCGCGUUACGGACCACGAAGUCCGCUGGCCAGCAACUCGUACACGUACCUCAAGUUCGGACUGCCCCGCGUGCUGCCGCCGUCGACGACUCGACGGGACGCAGGCUCCAGCGGAUACGACUCCAGCGAGGAGGGACGAGCGAGGGCUGCCGCGGGCAGGCAACUCGGAGCGGUGAUCAGGUCGGCCAGGAGCGAUCCCGACUUUCGCAACGCCAUUGCCCAGGCCCGAGACGCGCACUCGCACAUCGGCCUGCAGCAGCAGCAACACCUGGCGAUGAAGCGCGAGUCGCGCAUGCGCAGCGCCAGCGAGGCGAACCUGCUGCACGCGCACUCGGCGAUCGGCGUGUCGCCGCGGACGCAGCACCCACACCACCCGCAGAACAACCGGCGCCACAGCAUCGCGCCCAUCGACCCCGGCCUGAUCUACGAGCGCCACCCGGCCCACCACCUCGUUCAUCAGCAGAUGAUGCACCAACACCAACACCAGCACCAGCAGCAGCAGGUGUCCGUGCAGUUGCAGAGCCCGCAACAUCCCCACCUGCAGCUCAGGGGGGUCGAGGCCAGCGGCGGCCACGCCAAGAACGGCGUGGUGUAUCUGCGGGACGUGUCCUUGGAGGCAGGCGCAGGAGACGUGCUGGCCGUGAUGUCGACGAGCGAGCGCGAAGGCAGCCUGGUGAUGGAGACGAUAUCGGGCAGGAGGCGAGCGCGACGAGGGGACAUCUUGCUGAACGGACGCCCAGUGACGGCCAAGACGCUCAGGUCGACGGUGACGUACCUGUCGGCAGAGUCGCCGGAGGCGGGCUUGAGCCCCGAGCUCACGGCGAUCCAGUGCCUGAGCUUCUACAAGCUGCUGCGGGGCGCGCCCGGAGUGUCGUCCCUCGAGACCGAGGCGAUCCUGCAGGAGCUGGGCCUCGACGCGACCAAGCAUUGCCUCGUGUCGAGCCUGACCUGCUCGGAGGUGCGCCGGCUGGCGCUCGCCUGCCGACUGAUCGAGGGCACGCAGAUCCUCGCGCUCGACCGGCCCACCAGGGGACUCGACAUCUUCGACGCCUUCUUCCUCGUAGAGUACCUGCGCCAGUGGGCCCUGCGCGCCCAGCGGCUCGUCGUGCUCACGCUCCACCCGCCCACCUACGAGAUACUCACCAUGCUGUCCAGGGUGACUCUCACUUCGGGCGGCAGAGUCAUGUACUCCGGGCCCAGGCGAGACAUGCUGCCGUACUUCGCCCUGGCCGACUUCCCCUGCCCGACCUUCAAGAAUCCGUCCGACUAUUACCUUGACCUAGUGACCCUGGACGACCUCUCGGCCGAGGCAAUGCUGGAGUCGUCGCAGCGCAUCGACCACCUGGCCGAGCUGGCGCGCGCUCGGCUGCCAGCGCUGAGCGAGCCGGGCCCGCCGGGAGCGCUGCCGUCGACCAACUCGGGCGCCAACCUGUUCACGCAGAGCUACGCGCUGUUCCUGCGCGAGCUGGUCUACAGCCAGCCGUGGAGCCUGGCCGCGCUGCUGCGCAAGGUGCUGAUCGCCGCAUCGCUGAGCGCACUCCUCGGCGCGGUCUUUUGGGACCUGGCGAACGACGCCAACCUGCACCUGCGCGACCGCGUCGGCUUCCACUACGCCGCGCUCGGAGUGCUGUUCUGGCCGCUCUGCCUUCUAGCCGUGGUCGAGGCGACGCGGGUGCGCCCGGGCGUCGAGCGGGACGUCGCCGACGGGCUCUACGGCAGGCUGGCCUGCGCGGUCGUCGAGGUGAGUCGCCGCCCGGCCGCCGACCCGCCUCCCCGACCAGACCUCGAGCGAGCCUCUUGCUUGCAGCUGGCCUGCGCGCUGCCGUCCUGGAGUCUGGUCUACGCGUCGUACCUGGCGCCGGCCUACGCGAUGAGCGGCCUGCACCUGGCCGCGGGCGCACCGAGCCCCGAGCCCAGUCUGUCGGCCGGCGAGGACGGCCUGCAGAGCCUCUGGCGCUACCUGUCCGUCGGCCUGGCCUACCUGCUGCUGCAGCACCUCGUCUGCCUGCUGUUCGCCCGUCUGUGCGCCAGCUCUUGGUCGUGCCUGGCGCUGCUGCUGUCCGGCGUGGCGAUCGGCGAGUCGACGCUGGCCGCGGGCGUCACCCUGCACCUGAACAACCUGUACCCGUGGUGCGCCUGGGCCAGUCCGCUGCGCUGGGCGCUGGUGUUACUGCUGCCGCCGCUGCACAGCCCCGAGGCCAUGGCCAGACUCAAGAACUGCAAGGCCAAGCAGAUUCAGCGCCAGGACAUCAUCACGCAAAGCACCUGCGAGACGCCCGACGGGGGCUUGGCCAUGCGCGAGAUCGCCUUGGACGGCGACGCCGACGCCGCACAGGACUCGUGGCUGCUCGGCAGCCUUGGCGUCGUCCUCGCGGCCGUGCUCCUCGUCUUUCUGCUCGUCAGGCACUCGCCGGCCAAGAGAUCGCUCAGGAGCAUGCCGAACAAGCCUUGAAGAUGAUCAGUCGCGGCGCGCCGUUCACGUGCAAUAUCGUUUCGCUACCGAGUUUCGUUCAUUAUAGCCGGACGGCACGCGCAACUUCGCGCUUGGUUCUGUCGAUCAUGGGUUCGUUUCGAUCGAUCAUAAAGCACAGGAAUAACGGCGACUUCGUAACGUCCUUGUUUCGCUGAAAACUAAAACAAAUAUGUCUUUGUGUUUCUUUGAUCAUCGCUGUAAUUUGUUAAUCAGCGUAACGAGAUCGUGCAAGACCGUGCGUAGUAUACAUAAUAGGGUGCAACGCAAUGAAGAAAAACGGCGUCAAAGACCAGCGCUCAAAUAUACCGAGCGCGUGCGCAUGAAAGUCCGCCUUGAGCAGUCGCGGCAAUCGCGUCAGCGUCGUUCAUUAAGAAUACGAGCGACGUUGAAAAAUUGAAUAUACGCGUCGCUGUUUGACGUUAAUCUUUCCGGGCCCGCUGUUUCAUUACGAUGCGCCCAGCCUUGUUUUAAUUAAAGCUCUGCGCGAUGGAUGGAAAAGUUUCGAAUCGCGCAGUUAUCCGUUGUCACGGCAUCCUUGGAUGACUUAUUUUACACAGACAGAAUGCUAAUUACGUUCGCAACGAUAGCAGAUGACCGGAGUCGUCAAAAGGACCGUCUACUACUCGUCGACCGAAUUGUGUGCAUUAGUUUAUUCAUUCGUCAUUUUGCCAUAAAAUCCCCAGACGAGCGAGCCACUGAUGCUCGCGAGUGACUGACAACAUAUGUGCUUCAGAAAUUUUGUCUGUGUACAAUGUCUCGUUGUACGAUCCGUAAA
Messenger RNA from Phymastichus coffea, 3497 nucleotides. RefSeq names its product ATP-binding cassette sub-family G member 8. Gene Ontology annotation, molecular function: ABC-type transporter activity; ATP hydrolysis activity; ATP binding. Gene Ontology annotation, cellular component: plasma membrane. The record is from RefSeq and is a predicted model, not a curated record. The transcript has 6 exons. The coding region runs from base 23 to 2701 and encodes 892 amino acids. Lineage: Eukaryota; Metazoa; Arthropoda; Insecta; Hymenoptera; Eulophidae.